This is a messenger RNA of Acaromyces ingoldii, 2923 nucleotides long. Its product is annotated as Opi1-domain-containing protein. Gene Ontology annotation, cellular component: nucleus; endoplasmic reticulum. The transcript has 4 exons. The coding region runs from base 281 to 2818 and encodes 845 amino acids. NCBI's taxonomy places the organism in Eukaryota, Fungi, Basidiomycota, Exobasidiomycetes, Exobasidiales, Cryptobasidiaceae. Gene Ontology annotation, molecular function: transcription corepressor activity. The record is from RefSeq and is a predicted model, not a curated record. Gene Ontology annotation, biological process: regulation of transcription by RNA polymerase II; phospholipid biosynthetic process; endoplasmic reticulum unfolded protein response.
ACCGAGCCAGAGUCGACUUGUCUCCAGCCCCUGCUCGCGCGCACCGCCGCCAGGACCACACCUUUAAGGGUUUAGAGCGCCGUGCGCCAAAAGCAAUCACGGACGUGGCUCUCCGCGAAGACGCAGACACCCGAUUGAAAAUAAACGUUUGAGCUUCAUUUCUCUUUCACGGACUGCACCGCCCUGCGGCGACGGACGGUCAAGAACUGCCGCCACCAUCACCACCACCACCACCGAGCGCGCACUAUCCUGACGUCAAAAGCGGCUCAGCGCGGAACGAAUGACAAUGUCGCAACCAUCCGCCGAGACGAGGUGGAGCCGCAUCCGCGAAUCUUCGGCAUCGAUUCCCUCUGAGCCUUCGACGCCCGCGCCGCAGACUUCCCAGGACGAGAUUUUGUCGGGCACAGAAGAGAGCCACAAGAGCGGCCGAAGCAGCAGGCGCAACAGCGAGAGCGUUGGCGAGGACAACGCUUCCCUCAACAUCGACGCUGAUGACGAAGACGUCAAGAUUGCCAUUAUGGCUCUGGGAGCCAUGAAGAAUCUCGAUGGCAAAAGCAGAAGCGGGAGCGAGGAGGAUCGAGAGGUCCGAAGAAAGGAUGCAUCACCGAAAAGGACUGCCUCGGUGCAAUCUGCGUCGUCGAUGAACUCGACGGCCAUCUCCUCGCCCACCUCGACGCCUGGGACAGAGCUGACAUACACAACCAUGGUCUCCGGUGGCUCUCCCGCCAAGUCGCUCGGAGUCCUUACCGCUCCUUCGACCUCUGGCUCGACGUCGUCCACGCCCGCCACCCUCGCUGAUCUUCCAGCCGAUUUUGAGUUCCCAGCCAUCGUCCGCGAUGAGCACGGCAACCAGAUGCGCGUCGACCGGGAGGAUAUGCAAGACGUCGACUUUCUGAAUCGCGUCAGCCACCUACCCAUCGUUCGAGGCACCCUCCGAGCGUACGAGAUGGGGAAACAGAGGAGCAAAGUUGUCAAGUACGGUGGCGACUUUGUCGAAUCGUCUGUCCGGGCCAUAGGAAGGCCUGUCGUCAGCCGUCUGGGUGCCAAGCUUGGAGAGAAGGGUGUUGAGCAGCUCGAUGAUUUUGCGUGUCGCCAGCUGGAUAGGAUCUACCCUGCCAGCGAUGCUCGACCUUUGUCGAGGGAGGAGAAACAGUCAAUCGUGGCCGAGCUGAGAGAAAAGGAGGAGACCGAGUGGAAGGACAUGUCAGAGGAGGAGCGAGCGAAACGGAGGACAGCGUACUAUGCCUUGCGAAUGGAGGAGAGGGAACGAGAGAUGGGCGUCAACGAGCUCCGGCAGCGGAGAAAUGCAUCGUCGACCUCCGAAGUCGCCACGACCUCUUCGUCUUCUGCGAUUGCUUCUGCAGUCAAGCCCCACUCGGCGACGAGGAGGACCGCGAGCGAUUUCGGGAGAAGCCAGCCGAUGGCGCCAUCUUCAUCAAGCAACUCGACCUCAUUCUCGCAGGCGGCAAAUGCGCUGGUCAGAACCAACAGCGAGGCGACGACAAGUAGCGGCAGGACAGGCUGGGGCUCCAUGCUCGUUGAGGCUGGUGUCACUGCCGGUGGCCUGAGCGCGGCGAUGAGCGAGGAGAGCAUGAAGAGCCUCAAAUACUGCCUCCAGUGGCUCCAGUACGCCACCGCCCACAUCGAGCACCAGAUCACUGUGCUUCGAGACCUGAUUGUCAAGCUCAAUCACGGUGAACUCGAUCUGACUUCGCCCGCGGCUCAGAAUCUGGCAGCCAUCAAGGGCGAUGUUGUCCACACGAUUCGCGGUGUCGUCGACGUCGUUGGAAAGUAUGCCGGUGGCGCGCUGCCGGAGCCGGCGCGGGCGAGCGUCAAAGCUUUCAUUCUCAGCCUCCCUGCACGGUGGGCCACCGUGAACCGAGCGCCUGCUGUCGAGAGCGGCCGUCGGGGGAGCUUCGGAGGAAGCCCGGCCAGUCCAAGCUUCUCUUCUGCUCAUCUCGGCGGAGCAUCCUCCUCAUCUUCAUCGACGGAGCGAGGCCGGGGCUUGCAGCCAUCGCCUGCGCGACAACAGCAGAUGAAUGUUGCUGCCACCGCCCAGGCCGCCAACCGGGUUCUGACGCUCGCUGUCGAGUCGCUCGACAUCCUGAGGAGCGUCACCGUCGUCUUUGGAGAGAGCCUGGACAGGGCCGACCUUUGGGUCGAGCGCUUGCGCGUGGUUGGUCUGCAGCGCAAGCGAGCCCAUGAGCAAGCCGCAGCUGAAGAAGCUGCUGCUCGCAUCGACGACGGGAUGGGAGGCGCUCUGGCAAGCGGUCUGCACUGGGAAUCUGCCCGUGGUUUGGGUUCUUCGGGACGAGGAGGCUCGCCGAGCGCCGACUCGGACGUGUCCAUGGCCACAACAGCCUCUGCGAAGCGAAGAAGGGUCAAGGCCAUGCCGAGCUCCUCGUCUAGGGGAAGUCACUCGCCCGGUGCCCACCAUGGCGGGGCCUCGCUCCACAUGUCCGCGCAAGCCCCGAGCGACGAGGAGGACGAAGGCUCACACACCGAGACAGAGCGGCAGAGAGGAUCUGCCAUGGCCGGACGGUCAGGCUUGACGUCGCUCUCGCCCAGCAGCGGCGGCUCUAGUAGCGCUGUUGCGUCGCCAUCGAUGCAUCUUCACCAUCAUAGCGGCAACAAUGGUGGCUUUGCUUCGAGGAGAAAGGCCGGUCGAGGCAUUUCGGGGCGGGGACAUCACCCCGCCCGCACACCGAGUGCCUCCAACACGCCCGUGAUGCAGGAGCUGAGCCUUUCCGAUACCCCCUUGCCCACACCAUCGGGCAAGCACCGAGGCACCAUGGAUGUCGACCGUUCGAAAUCUUGAUGACGUCGACGUCUGCUUGCUCACCUAUUUUUUUCUUUCUUCUGCCUCAUUACACUUCCCAUACAUCGCCACCUUCCCUUGCUUCCGUCCCUUCAUACACUCAUU